Messenger RNA from Saccostrea cuccullata (small rock oyster), 3353 nucleotides. Its product is annotated as ATP-dependent translocase ABCB1-like. The transcript has 22 exons. Gene Ontology annotation, molecular function: ATP binding; ATP hydrolysis activity; ABC-type transporter activity. Gene Ontology annotation, cellular component: membrane. The record is from RefSeq and is a predicted model, not a curated record. Gene Ontology annotation, biological process: transmembrane transport. Lineage: Eukaryota; Metazoa; Mollusca; Bivalvia; Ostreida; Ostreidae. Bases 194 to 3166 code for a protein of 990 amino acids.
UCAGUUCAUCAGAAAUUACACCAAAAGAGAACAGGAGUCAUACGCAGGCGCCGGAAGUGUUGCCGAGGAAGUCCUCUCCUGUAUCCGAACUGUCAUCUCGUUCAAUGGACAGCGACAAGAGCAAGUCAGAUAUGAGAGAGCGUUGACGGAGAGUAAGAAGAUCGGUGUCCGUAAGACAGUGGUCCAGGGCCUGAUGAUUGGUUCCAUCAUGUUCUUCAUGUUCGGAUCUUACGCCCUCGCCUUCUGGUACGGAUCGGAACAGGUUAAGGACUGGUACCAUACUUACUGUGCCGCUGAGAGGGAGGGGAUAAGUCCUGGAGAAGUCCUUACGGUAUUCUUCUGCGUGAUGAUUGGUUCCUUUUCUAUUGGAAAUGCUGCUCCUCAUCUUGGUUCAAUAUUUGGCGCCAAAGGUGCCGCCGCUGUAGUCUUUGAAACCAUUGACAAUGUACCCACGAUAGAUGCUACAGUUGAUAAGGGACAGGUACCCAGUUCACUAGAAGGUGACAUCGACUUUGUUGGAGUAGAGUUCACCUAUCCUACACGAGAGGAGGUCAAGGUAUUAAAGAACUUUAACCUGAAUAUAGGGCACGGUAAGACCGUGGCGUUGGUGGGAGCCAGCGGUUGUGGGAAAUCAACGGUCGUCAAACUUAUCCAGAGAAUGUAUGACCCACAGAACGGAAGGGUUUUAUUAGACGGCAACGAUUUAAAAAAUCUGAACACCAACUGGCUCCGAAACAACAUCGGUGUGGUAUCCCAGGAACCAGUCCUGUUUGCCAUGACUAUCGCCGAGAACAUCAAACUGGGGAAUCCUGACGCCACAAUUCAAGAAAUAGAGGAGGCAGCGAAGGCAGCUAAUGCGCAUGACUUCAUCACUCAAUUACCAAAUGGUUAUCGGACUUUGGUCGGAGAGAGAGGGGCCCAGUUAUCUGGAGGACAGAAACAGAGGGUCGCCAUUGCCAGAGCUCUCAUCAGAAACCCACGAGUUCUCCUUCUGGACGAGGCCACGUCAGCCCUAGACUCCGAGAGCGAGAAAAUUGUCCAAAAAGCAUUGGAUAAAGCUCGGCUUGGUCGAACAACAGUUAUGAUAGCUCAUCGUCUGACUACAGUCCAAAACGUGGACAUGAUUUACGUGGUGGACAAAGGGGAGAUAAUUGAGUCCGGAACACAUACUGAGCUCAUGAAGAAGGAGGAAUUUUACUACCAACUCGUGCAGGCCCAAUCAUUAGAAUCUGAUGAUGAGGAAAAUGAGAAUGAAGAAGAAUCUGGUCCAGAAAAGCGCGCCUAUAAACGUCAAAGGUCACGUGUGUCAACUUCGGAAAAGGGAGACCACCUAGUAAAGAGUCAGAUCUCUCGGCAGAUAUCGGCUUCUGAAAAGACAAAACAAGAAGAGGAAGAAAAGAAAGAGGAAGAAGAGGAGGAAUUCGAAAAGCCAAAGUAUUUCCGAAUCUUACGUGAGAAUUUCCCAGAAUGCCCUUUUCUGAUUUUUGGCACAUUGUUUUCUGCUAUCCAAGGUUCCACAAUGCCGCUGUUUGCAUUGUUUUUCGGAGAAAUGAUAAAGGUCUUUAUAGAUAUUGACGGGACAGAUAACGUCCUAUGGAGCUUAAUGUUCCUGGCUCUUGGAGGGUUGAACUUUAUGUGUCAUUUCUUCAUGAACGUUAAUCUUGGUAUAGCCGGCGAGCGAAUGACGUUUAGACUGAGAUUGAAGUCCUUUAAGGCGUACUUAAGACAGGAUGCCUCCUAUUUUGACGACCCGAAGCAUGGUACAGGUGCUCUCACGACGCGAUUGGCUACUGAUGCCUCUCUUAUAAAAACGGCAACGGGUUUCAGAAUAGGCACAAUCCUGUCCUCCAUUGUGAGUCUAGUGGCGGCCCUGGUAAUAGCAUUUUACUACGGCUGGAAAUUGGCGCUAGUUGUCCUCGCAGGAGUUCCCAUAUUAAUGUUGUCAAGUAGUUUACAGAUCAAGGUCGUCAUGGGGAAACAUAAAGAAGAUCAAAGUAAUUUAGAGGAUGCUGGCAAGGUGGCCAGUGAAACAAUUGACAACAUCAGAACGGUGCAGUCUCUAACCAGAGAAAAAUAUUUCUACGACCUCUACGCGGCUAAAUUAGAGAAUCCUCUAAAGUCCAGUCUUAAACAAGCUCAGAUCUACGGGUUUGCCUACGGGUUUUCACAAUGUGUUGUGUUUGCUAUGUAUGGCGGUUCCUUCCGAUUCGGUGCCUGGCAAGUGAGCCUAGGAGAAAUGGCACCGGAGGAUGUGUACAAAGUCUUUUUUGCCAUUGCGUUUACUGGAAUGACAAUUGGACAGGCCAGUUCCUUUUUACCUGAUUACUCCAAAGCUCAGCAUGCUGCUGGACUGAUAUUCAAGAUACUGGAAACCAUUCCAGGCAUAGAUAUCUACUCCCAACGCGGGACGUAUCUGAACAAUGUAGACGGUCGAAUCGUCUUUAAGAACGUGUCCUUUAACUACCCUAUGAGGCCAGAUGUGCGGGUGUUGAAAUCGUUAAGUUUGACGGUGGAGCCCGGGCAGACAGUGGCGUUAGUGGGGCCGAGUGGAUGUGGAAAAUCUACAGCUAUAUCUCUGCUACAACGGUUCUAUGACGUCCAGGAUGGACAAAUAAAUGUCGACGGUAUAGACAUCCGGGAUUUAAAUCUCUCCCGUCUCCGUUCAUUUAUUAGCGUGGUCAGCCAAGAACCGAUUUUGUUUGACUGCAGCAUCCGGGAGAACAUUUCUUAUGGUGUAGAUUCCGAUGUAGGAAUGGACGACGUCAUCGAGGCAGCAAGGAAGGCUAAUAUCCAUGACUUUAUCACACAACUUCCGGCUGGCUAUGAGACGGUUGUAGGAGAGAAGGGAACACAGCUUUCCGGAGGACAGAAGCAGAGAGUGGCUAUAGCACGUGCCAUCGUGCGUAACCCAAAAAUACUUCUCCUUGACGAGGCAACGUCAGCGCUUGACACAGAGUCCGAAAAGCAAGUUCAGGCGGCUUUGGACGCCGCCCAAGAGGGCAGGACAUGUAUUGUGAUAGCACAUCGUCUGUCAACAAUACAGAAUUGUGACGUCAUCUAUGUGAUCGAUGAUGGACAGGUGGUGGAGAGCGGAUCACAUCAUGCGUUGUUAUCAUUAAAGGGAGUUUACUCUGCUUUAGUCAGUGCGCAGCAGUUUACAAAGUAAACGACGUUAAAGAAUGACUUGGAGCUUCUAAACGAAUAAAAGUUUCUUUAAGAGUGUACUACAAUCAGGGAUGAUGUGAUACUUGUGAGGUGUGAAAGAUGCAUACUUGUUAAAUAUGUUGAAUUUAUUUGUUAAUGACUUGGACGUUAUUUUCAAAUAUGUCUUGAACAAAACUAAUUUUAUAGCA